CCCGGCGCCCUUAAAGGGACAGGAAUCUCUGUAACCUUCGGGGAUACACAGGAGCUGGAACGGAGAAGCGGCUGAAGCUCACCAUGGCCAGACGCCUGCAGGCCCGCAGACUGGAGGGCACGGAGCACAACCCCUGGGUGGAGUACGUCAAGCUGGCCAAAGAGUACAAAGACAGCGUCAACUUGGGCCAGGGCUUCCCAAACUUCCCUCCCCCAGACUUUGCCUUAGAAGCCUUUCAGCAGGCUGUCACCGCGGACCACAUGCUCAACCAGUACACCUCGGCAUUUGGCCACCCACCGCUGACAAAGGUCCUGGCAAGUUUCUUCGGGAAGCUGCUGGGACGGGAGUUGGACCCCGUCACGAAUGUGCUGGUGACCGUGGGAGCCUAUGGGGCUCUGUUCACAGCUUUCCAGGCACUGGUGGAUGAAGGAGACGAGGUCAUCAUCAUUGAACCUUUUUUUGACUGUUACGAGCCUAUGACACUGAUGGCUGGGGGUCAUCCUGUGUUUGUGUCGCUGAGGCCGGUGAGAUGCUGGAGCCCCAGCCAGGAUCAGGACCUGGAUUCCAGCAGCAGCUGGCAGCUGGAUGCCACGGAACUGGCCAGCAAGUUCACACCUCGCACCAAAGCCCUGGUCCUCAAUACCCCCAACAACCCCCUUGGAAAGGUGUUCUCCACGGCGGAGCUGCAGCUGGUGGCCAGCCUGUGCCAGCAGCAUGACGUGCUGUGCAUCAGUGACGAGGUGUACCAGUGGCUCGUCUACGACACGCACGAGCACGUCAGCAUAGCCAGCCUCCCUGGCAUGUGGGAACGGACCCUGACCAUCGGCAGUGCUGGCAAGACCUUCAGUGUCACUGGCUGGAAGGUGGGCUGGGUCCUGGGUCCCGAUAACAUCAUGAAGCACCUGCGGACUAUGCACCAGAACUCUGUCUACCACUGUGCUACUCAGGCCCAGGCUGCUGUAGCCCAGUGCUUUGAGCGGGAGCAGCUCCUCUUUGGCCAGCCCAGCAGCUACUUUGUGCAGCUCCCUCGGGACAUGCAGCGUUGCCGGGACCACAUGGUUCGCAGCCUGCAGUCUGUGGGCUUCAAGCCCGUGGCCUCACAGGGCAGCUACUUCCUCACCGUGGACAUCUCAGACUUCAAGAGCAAGAUGCCUGACCUGCCUGGUGCUGCUCAUGAGCCCUACGACAGAUGCUUCGUCAAGUGGAUGAUCAAGAACAAGGUAGGCUGGACCUCUGCCUGCGCGCCUGGUGGCCAAGGGUGCCCGUCCAAGAGGGUCUGGCGGCCAUUCCGGUCUCCAUCUUCUACAGCAGGCCACAUCAGAAGGACUUCGACCAUUACCUCCGCUUCUGUUUUGUGAAGGGGGAAGCCACAUUCCAGGCCAUGGACGAGAAGCUGCAGAAGUGGAAGGCUGAGCUCGAGUUGUGAGGUCGCUCAGGGCCUAACAGCACCCUUGUCCCGGUUCCAGCGAUCCCCACAUCAGGGAGCUGGUACUGGGUGACCGCUGCUCUGUGAUCCAGUCUUUCCUAGCUACAAGGCUGCCACGGUCUGGGUGUCAUCUGUCCUCUCCCGCAGUGCCAGGAACUCCUGUGUCAGGACGAGGGUUCUGAGAGCUCUCUGCCCCUCCCUGGGUCUGUUGGUGGCACUUGGGUCUCUUCUUGUUUCCCAUGUCUUUGCUGGGGAAAACUGGCCCCAUUGUAGCCCUUGAGUCCCAGCCCUGUACCCCAUGCUUUCCUAGCCCCAGCUGGCAUUCAGGCAUCACCUCUACCUUUCCACAUUUAACCUUGGCCUCAGGAAGUUCAAUUCAGUCUUGAGUCUUUUUCUGCCUGUAAUAAAAUUUUAAAUUAUUCAAACUCUAA
Molecule: messenger RNA, 1857 nt
Organism: Fukomys damarensis (Damara mole-rat)
Lineage: Eukaryota; Metazoa; Chordata; Mammalia; Rodentia; Bathyergidae
Gene: Kyat1
Product: kynurenine aminotransferase 1
Exons: 13
Coding region: 84-1358 (424 amino acids)
Biological process (GO): biosynthetic process
Cellular component (GO): cytoplasm; mitochondrion
Molecular function (GO): pyridoxal phosphate binding; L-kynurenine:2-oxoglutarate transaminase activity
Source: RefSeq, a predicted model, not a curated record